AGAACGGUGACCUAACAAAUUGAGUGAUGGACGAUAUAUGGGUCACCGUUCUACUUGAUGGACACUUUGAAUAUUCGUCACAAACGAAGACAGAACUAACGAAAGGAAACGUAACAAUGCUGAUUUAUUUUUUAAGCAAGCAAUGGGCGCAUUUGCUAAUGCUUGCAAAGUAUAUUCGUCUCAUGUCGUUCUUUUUUGAUUACGAAUGGACUUUUCGGCUUGAUUGUCGUGGAGAAAGAUAGAGGAAGAAAAAUACGCAUCGUGUCACUUAUGUACUUCACGUAUGUAUUCUGAUCAUUCCAAGCAUUUUACUUUUUGUAGAUAAUUGGUCCAUUGUCUUUUCUUU
Molecule: messenger RNA, 346 nt
Organism: Chironomus riparius
Lineage: Eukaryota; Metazoa; Arthropoda; Insecta; Diptera; Chironomidae
Source: the annotation of a GenBank genome assembly